Molecule: messenger RNA, 2215 nt
Organism: Chelmon rostratus (copperband butterflyfish)
Lineage: Eukaryota; Metazoa; Chordata; Actinopteri; Chaetodontiformes; Chaetodontidae
Gene: srd5a1
Product: steroid-5-alpha-reductase, alpha polypeptide 1 (3-oxo-5 alpha-steroid delta 4-dehydrogenase alpha 1)
Exons: 5
Coding region: 116-913 (265 amino acids)
Biological process (GO): steroid biosynthetic process
Cellular component (GO): membrane
Molecular function (GO): 3-oxo-5-alpha-steroid 4-dehydrogenase activity
Source: RefSeq, a predicted model, not a curated record
CCACAGCAUGCGUCUGUAUUAGGUAGUGAUGCAGCAUUUUGUCAAAUAGUUACAAAUAUUAAUUACGUUUACAUUAUUUAUUUUUGAGUUUUGAAACAGUAAUCCUUUCGCCGUCAUGGACUCGCUGCUCUCCAGUAUCUUCUCCUCGGAAAACGAGGAGCUGUACAUUUUGGACUGCAUGGCUUACAUUAUGGUUUUCAUGGCAGCCUGCACUUGCGUUACUUUACUGUUCGAAAAUGUCCCAUACGGGCGAUAUGCUACCAGCAGAUAUGGAUUUCCUGUGAAUGUCCGGUUUGCCUGGUUCGUGCAGGAGCUGCCUGCGUUCCUGGUGCCUUUGUGCCUGGUGGUUUGGACAUCUUCUGCGAAAACCUCACUACUGCCCAACCAGCUGCUCAUUGCUAUGUAUUUCUGCCACUAUGUUCAAAGGUCCCUUAUUUAUCCAUUUUUCAUCCGAGGAGGUAAACCAACACCAUUCGUCUCAUUUGCCAUGGCCUUUAUUUUCUGCAUCUAUAAUGGCUACAUGCAGAUCAGGUACCUGAGCCAUUAUGCUGAGUACCCUGCAUACUGGGUUACACAUCCAUGCUUCAUCACAGGGUCUGUGCUGUGGUUGGUCGGUUGGCUGGUGAAUGUGCACUCUGACCACAUCCUGAGGAACCUGAGAAAGCCCGGAGAGACUGGUUACAAGAUUCCCACAGGCGGAAUGUUUGAAUAUGUGUCUGGAGCCAACUUCUUAGGAGAGAUAACAGAGUGGGCAGGCUUCGCUCUGGCUGCCCACUCUGUUCACAGUUCAGCUUUCGCCAUCAGUACCGCAGUGGUCCUCACCAGCAGGGCUGUGGCCCACCACAAAUGGUACCUCGCUAAGUUCGAAGACUACCCCAAAAGUAGGAAGGCGCUGAUUCCCUUUCUCUUCUAAAAACACUGUGGGUACUGGAAGCCUGAGAGGGUACUGGUUCUUACAGGGGCUGUGAAGAAUUUUCCCAUAAUCCUUUUGUGUCAGAACAAGCCUCGAAGACGCCGAUUUUUUUUUCUUUCUCUGAAAACAAUGAAACACAGGUUGCGUGCUUGUAAAUGAGCUCAUCUGAGCUGCAAGCAGGCAACACUUAAAAGCCAUCAUCUUUACUAUUGUCAUUACUUUGGUAAUAAUGUCCAUGUAGCACAAAGUAACCUCAGCGAUCAUGAAGUGAAUGUACUGGAGGAGUUGUGUUUGCCGGUGAGGCAACAUUUAAUUCUCCUCCGGAGGAAAUAAGAUAGUGAAUGGAGCAUACCUCAGUGGUAAUCCACUGGAUUUAUAACUCUCUGCACCAGCAAUAAACAGUUUUAAGACCCUCAGCUGAUCUGCACAUUCUCCCAGAUGGAACAUUAACUUGGAAAUGCAAAGCAGAUAUUUUUCAUCCAUUCUCAAAUCUCAUCUGUCACAAACGCAUCUUUUUAACAUCCAUUUGAAUUAAAUGGAUGAAAGAGGGACUGUGAAUUAAGUCGUGCCUCGUUUUGCUCUGGAUGUCAUCGGCAACUUCUUCUACUUACCUCCUGGAGAGAGAAGCCACUUUGGAACGAACGCUAACUGCAUCUCUGUCCCGUAAAGACUGAGACUGUAGCGGGCCGGUCCCCAGCUACUGGGCUGCGGGGAAAUCAAAUGGCCAUCAAGCACGGCCCUCAAUAACUCACUCAUGCCUGAAAUGAGAAGAGGAGAGCGCGGCCUCGACAGAUCACUCCUGGCAGGGUGUCUGAGAAGGAGAGAGGGAAGAAGCGUAGGAGUGAAAGGGGAAAGUCCCGAAGGGCACAUUGAGCAUACAGUAAAUGACAGUGAAUGGAUGAUGCAGAGAAAAGAAAAGGAAUCCUUGGUAUCAAUAUUUUAUUCUAUUAGGGUUUUAAAAUCACUUUUACCAGCCAGAUAAUCUUGUCACUGUGAGAUGGGACUUUUCUAAGAGUUACUUUUUGAGGACUAUUAAUGUGAUCUGCCUUUUCAAGUUUUUCAGUAUUUUCUCAGAAAAGGUUUAGAUUGGGAACAGGUGAGGGUAUCUCAACACUUUGGUAACUUUUUUAAAAUUACGCUGAAGCUUUCCACAAAGAAGUGCCGGCUGCAGUUUCCUCCCUUAGCUUGUAUCGCUUUUCCAGUGGAGGACAAACACCAGUCGCAGCCGAGGUCGCAUCAUUCUGAACUUUAAACGUGUUGUAUUUGAAAUAAAUUUCUUUUGUCAUCAUUUCUCCACAUGGU